Molecule: messenger RNA, 1651 nt
Organism: Ochotona princeps (American pika)
Lineage: Eukaryota; Metazoa; Chordata; Mammalia; Lagomorpha; Ochotonidae
Gene: KLF16
Product: KLF transcription factor 16
Exons: 2
Coding region: 69-854 (261 amino acids)
Biological process (GO): regulation of transcription by RNA polymerase II
Molecular function (GO): DNA-binding transcription factor activity, RNA polymerase II-specific; RNA polymerase II cis-regulatory region sequence-specific DNA binding
Source: RefSeq, a predicted model, not a curated record
UUAAGCAGUCGCCGCCGGCCGGACGGGCACCGCUCCCUUCUCUACCGGCCCGCGCGCCCUAGCCCGGCAUGUCGGCUGCCGUGGCGUGCGUGGACUACUUCGCCGCCGACGUCCUCAUGGCCAUCUCUUCGGGCGCCGUGGUGCACCGCGGGCGGCCCGGCCCCGAGGGCGCGGGCCCCGCCACUGGCCUGGAGGUGCGCCCCGCACGCCGCGAGGCCGCCCCGCCCGGGGCCCCGGCGGCGCCCCCACCUCCGCCGCCUCCCACCUCGCUGAGCCUCGGCUCAAGCUCCGGGGCCCCGGCAGCCGCGCCCCACCUGCUGGCAGCCAGCAUCUUGGCCGACCUGCGCGGCGGGCCCUCGGCCGCCCCGGGGGGCGCCUCUCCCGCCUCCUCCUCUUCGACCGCCUCGUCUCCGGGCUCUGGCCGCGCCCCCGGCGCUGCACCCGCCACCGCCUCCGCCGCCGCCGCCAAGAGCCACCGCUGCCCCUUCCCGGGUUGCGCCAAAGCCUAUUACAAAUCUUCGCACCUGAAGUCGCACCUGCGGACACACACAGGUGAACGCCCCUUUGCUUGCGACUGGCCAGGCUGUGAGAAGAAGUUUGCGCGUUCCGACGAGCUGGCCCGUCAUCACCGGACGCACACCGGUGAGAAGCGAUUUCCCUGCCCACUGUGCAGCAAGCGCUUCACUCGCAGUGACCAUCUGACGAAGCACGCACGGCGACAUCCCGGCUUCCGUCCGGAGCUGCUCCGGCGUCCCGGCACCCGAGGCGGUUCGCGCGGCGGCUCGCCCAACGACUCCCUGGCCGGCAGCCCCGCACCCAGCCCUGCGCCCAGCCCGGCUCCUGCUGGCCUGUAGAGGGCCUGUGCUUCCGUGUGCCCACCCCUCCACCCCACCCCGCUGCUGGGGGCCUCGGCUUGGACCACCAGCAACGUGAGGACACACACGCCUGUGUCCAGGGCCAGGCGGGGACACUGCGGACGCCCCUGCCUGCCUGGAGCAAGCCAGGCAGGGGGCCCUGUCCAGGUGACAGGGGAUGGCCAGCCCGGCCUGCCCAGGGCGCGGGCAGCUGUCUGUGCAAAGCCACAACUGUUCACUUCUUUCCACCCUGUUAAUAUGGAGCCCUGGUGGGCAACCCUGUCCCGCCCUCCCCCUGCCGUCCCUCCCCGUCUAACCCCCCACUAAAAGCCAUUGCAUAUGUUCAGGGAAAUUAGGGGCAGGGCGCAGCCUGGACAGCCGUCCCCCCCAUCUCAGGUGUCCCUAGGUUCUGCCCACGGGAGGGGCCGCCUGGCACCCCCAGUGCUCUGGGCAGGGCUGGGCAGCUGCUAGGAUUUCUAGAAGGAUCCGGGUCCUACUUUUUGAGACUGUGGGAAAGAGAAGGGGGGGAUAAGAAACAGGUUCAUCCAAAGAGUGUGGCAGGGGAGGGGUGGGGGCGGCCUGCCGUGCUCAUCCCCUCGCUGGAUGCCCCCCCCCCGACUUUGGCCUUGUGGAGUUGUGUGACAAUCGGGAGCCCAGGGGCUCCGGGCAGCAGGAGGUCCAGGGCUCUCCUGCCAACUGGGAGAGUUCGUGGGUGUGUCUUUUUCUUUUUGUGGGGUGGGUAGAGUAUUUUUUCAGGCACCAAUCCCUUUUUAUCCCCAGGGGGGUGCGCGUGUUGG